Molecule: messenger RNA, 2659 nt
Organism: Neurospora crassa OR74A
Lineage: Eukaryota; Fungi; Ascomycota; Sordariomycetes; Sordariales; Sordariaceae
Exons: 4
Coding region: 1108-1734 (208 amino acids)
Source: RefSeq, a predicted model, not a curated record
GAAAGAACUAAGCAAAGCCAAAGGUCGAUAGUAUUGGUUACCAAAACCAGAAGCCGGUGCCAGAGUCCAGAUUGGUCCAUCUUCUUACACCCUCGUUUGCGCUGCGUGAUCAUCCGCCUUCCCCUCGCUUCGCCUUUUCUCGUUUUACACUACGCUUUGUCACUUGCUUUUUCCCUUUCGCUAUUUUUCCUUUUACCGCUGCCAUUUCACCAUCAUCAAACGACUCGACGACCACCGACAUUCGUUUUCCCCGACGACUCCUCGACUGUCGAGCUGCCCAAACUCUGCCGCUUGCGACGGGCCACUCCAUCAAUCGUUCAGCUUUGACGACACCCGCACCUUCCGUCCGCUCGCUUGGACUGAUUUAAUCGGAGAGGAACACUCGGACAUUACCAAGGAAAUAAACUGAGGGAAGAUCCGCGUACUUGUCUGCUCAGACAAACCCCCCGGACGGCCGGCAAAGGGACCCACGGAAUUUCACACACCCAGCCAAAUCUGCGAUCGUCUCUUUUGCCCUCUCGUCGUCAUCAUCAUCACCAAAAACAACAACGCCAGUAAAAAAAACACAAUAGCGUCUUGUCAGGGACCGAGACGAUUGCAUCCGUUGCACCGUCGUCCCCUCUAUCUUUAAUUUCUUUUCCGAUAUCCGGGCGCCAGCAGCCAUUUGACAUCGGGUGUGACGGUGAGACGAGCGCACGAAUAAGCUUUCGACCAUACGACUACGGGUUCAGGGACAGGAAUCAAUAGGGCCAACAUCGGAUAGAAAGGAACGUGUCAAUUGAACACCAACACACGACCCAAAUCCCACAUUCAUUACUUUGUAAUCGCAUCGAUACGGGCGCAUAUUCGAGGAGGGCAUCGGGUGGAAGGAAUUGAAGGAAGAUCCAGUCGGGCGGACGUAACAUUCCAUCCGCCGACACCCUUUGGGGCGGAGCAAGCCACCACCCGCAGCAGCGCUGUCGCGGAAUCACGACAGCCGACACACCUGAAAGAGAAACUCUUGCGGGAACAAUAACAGAACCAACACCAAACCUCAAAACGACCUCCUCGUCGACAUUUGCACAGACACCACCGAAUAUCCCCUCCAACCGUACAUAAUCUUUCAGGAUGGCUGCGCCAGUAACGACAGUCUUCCCAACCCAAUCGUUGCCUGCAUGCGUAACAGCAUGUGGUCCUCUCUACGAUGUCAACGGAGCCUGCGCAACCGCGACAGCCGCCGCCAAUGUCCUCCAGAACUGCUUCUGUGGUGAUGCACGAUUAGCUCCCUUCAGUACCGGCACGGCCGGCGUGUGCGAUGGUGCUUGUGCGGCUACUCCUACAGAUUUGGCACGCAUUCAGGCAUGGUACACAGGCUACUGCAAGGCCACUGCGACUGGUACAGCAGCAACGUCGACAAGUACUGCUGUCGCCAGCAAGGCUAAAGGCGGCGGAGGCACAUGGGUGGACAACCACUACCAAUGGAUCAUCUUCCUCGUCAUCAUCGUCGUCGCCAUCGUCGGCAUUUGGAUAGGCGCCUGCUUCUGGCGGCGGUCCUACCUUCGCAAGCGGGACCGUCGGUACGCGCUCGACCAAAACCUCGCCCACACCACCGAGUCCGGCCGCGUGGUUCCCAAUGACGGCGUGCAUGUUCCCGGAGCGACCAUGUUCUCCCCGGCCCCCAUCGCUGAGGCCACCGUGUUCGACGAGAAGCCCAAGAAGACGAAGAAGAAGUGGACUGUCAAUGAGAGGACAUGAAUUGACAUAAAGGGCCUUGCUUACGUUCACGUAUAUGGCUGUUGGAACCCGAACGGUUGCUUGACUUUCCUGUCGACACUUGAGAAGGGAAAAAGUAAAAAAAGAACAUGGACAAACACGCCUCCAUCGACGCGGACGCCGUCAUGAUAGAUCUGUCUUUCGCCGCCGCCGCCGCCGCCCGCCGCCACCCCUCCUCACAUUCCCCUCCUUCGAACGGGGUCAAGUUUCGCAUAUUUUGUUUUAGUCACCAACAUCAUCAUCCUUGCUCUCUUUUUGGGUAUCACCGGGGCGGGGUCCAUGUUAUUUCCGUCCAUCCACCUCUGUGGACCUGGACAUUCUUUCCAUCUAGUCGGCGUUGCGGCGUAGUAUUCUUUCGAUAUUUUCAGUCUUCUUAUACACGGGAUGGGGGUGAGGGCGGAGGGCGGAAGAAGGGCAGGCCUUUUAUCAAACUGUAUCAGUAGUACCCACUAUCACCUCUCACACACACAUUGCGGCAUGGGCUAUGGGAUGUGCGAUAUGGACUGUAUACAUACUAUGGGACUGUAGAGAAAGAGAAACAGGAAAAAGGAAGAGAAGAGACAUAGCGGAGAUGGAAGGAAAUGGAGAGAGGAAAAAAAAAAAAGGGACGACAAAGGAUAUCCCCCCCUGCCAAAUCCAUUCCAUUCCAUUACCAAGCAACCCUCCGAAUCAACUGAAGCAACCAGCCAGCCAGCCAGCCAGCCAGCCAGUUGAAAACCCGACUCUUCGAUCCUUGGAAUAUAUCUCUUCAUCAUUAGCAGAUAGACUGGAAGGUUUCCGGUGUUCAGAACGGGGGGAAAAAAAUGAAAAUUGUAAUUUUGUUCGACACUCAUGCUGCUGCAACCGUGUUCUGCUCAUGAGUGCCUGACUAUUGAAAUAUAUAGUAAUUGAGAAGCCCUUUAUCGAG